Messenger RNA from Penicillium nucicola, 1293 nucleotides. RefSeq lists its product as uncharacterized. The transcript has 4 exons. The record is from RefSeq and is a predicted model, not a curated record. NCBI's taxonomy places the organism in Eukaryota, Fungi, Ascomycota, Eurotiomycetes, Eurotiales, Aspergillaceae. The coding region runs from base 1 to 1293 and encodes 430 amino acids.
AUGUCACAGGAGGCCUUGGCCAAAGUGCUGGCUGCGCCAGCCCUGGUGCCACCACCUGGUGUUACAGCCAAUUUUGACAAUCCUCCCAAUGGAAACACUCUCGCCUGGGCUGUGACAACAUUCUGUACGGUUGUGAUAACGUUAUGUAUGUUUCUGCGUGUCUUUGCUCGAUUGUGGCUGGACAAGCGAAUUCGCAUUGAAGAAGGUGAGUGGACGAAUCUUCCAUGGCGUGGAGCUUACUGGGGUACAGCUUACGCCAGCUAUGCCCUAAUUUCAUCACCCGGUUAUUUCGUGCACACUUGGGACCUCACCAAGAAAGACCUCAUUCGACCUCUAUUUCUCAUCCUCGUCUACGGCUGCAGCUACUCAACAGUCAUUCCAUUGAUCAAGAUAGCCAUCCUGAUCGGCUGGUGUCGAGUCUUCGUCGCCGUUGAUCGAUCGAGAAACCUUUUCUGGUGGGGAUGCAUGUUCGUCAGUUGUAUCCAGUGUGCCUGGGGAGUCGCCUGUAUCAUCCUCCUAAACAUGCAAUGCACUCCACACGAAGCGAUCUGGUUAUUCUACCUGCCUAGCAAAUGCUAUCCCCUCUCGAAGAUCCUGCUUGUAUCCUCCAGCAUCCAGAUCAUAUCCGAUAUCGUGAUGUUUAUCCUCCCACAAAAGAUCAUCUGGGGUCUCCAAAUGAACUGGCAGAAGAAGCUAGGUGUAUCUAUCAUCUUUGGCGUCGGUCUAUCCGCCCUAGUCACAGCCUGCUUCCGUCUCUCACACACAAUAAUUUUCGCGAAUCAACCGGACAGCAUGUACUUCAUAGGACCUCUCCUGUUCUGGGCCUUCGGUGAAAUGACCUGCGGCUUCUUCAUCUUCAGCAUGCCCUUCUUCUCAAAGCUGAUUAUCAAAUCUGAUCUACCCAGCCGAGUCAAGCGCGCUCUCGGCGACAACGGUGCUAAGAACAGCAACCUACCCUUCGAGAACCGACCCAGUCAGCCAUCUGGUCCUGGUUCCGGCUCUGAGGGGUUUGCUAAACCGUGGAUGAAACGGCGACACAAGAAUCCUGAGACGACCUGGUCUCAGCUUGACGAUGAUGCUAUACCGCUUGGGAAUACUGGUCUUUCUGAGUCACGGGAGAAUUUACAUUUGAGGAGGGAUUUGUCGGAGGAUCGAAAAAGUGGGAGUGGGAGCGGUAAUGAGAAUGGGACUGGUGGUAUUCAAGUGAUGCAUACAACUAACGUAACGGUUUCGAGGGAACCUAGUGCUGGUAGCGAGCUUUCCUCGAUUACACCUUGGGUCCAAAAGGGGUAA